CCUUAUUUUAUACAUGUAUCGAGGUAAUUUCACGUGAACCGGGUGUGUUUUUAGUUCGUGUAUGUGACGGUCAGACGCGUACCUCAGUUUUGAGAGGAUAGAGGCGGAAACAGGCUGCUGUCUGCGGGAUGCAGAGUCAUCUGAGCAGCUGGUCCUUGUCUUCAUCAUGGCCUCUGGAGCUUUGUUCCCCAGCAUGGUGUCUGGGUCCCGUGGAUCCUCAAGCAAAUACCUGGUGGAGUUUCGUGCAGGGAAAAUGACCAUGAAGGGAAGCACCGUGACCCCUGACAAGCGUAAGGGACAGGUCUACAUCCAGCAAACCGACGACUCCCUCAUCCACUUCUGUUGGAAAGAUAGGACAACUGGGAACGUGGAUGAUGAUCUCAUCAUCUUUCCUGAUGACUGUGAGUUUAAGCGGGUGAACCAGUGCACCACAGGACGGGUCUAUGUGUUGAAGUUCAAAGCUGGAUCCAAAAGGCUCUUCUUCUGGAUGCAGGAGCCAAAGACAGAUAAGGAUGAGGAGUACUGUCGCAAAGUGAAUGAAUAUCUCAACAACCCGCCGAUGCCCGGCGCUCUCGGCAGCGGUGGCAGUGGAGGACAUGAUCUGUCUGCUCUGGGAGGUGAGGGCGGCUUGCAGAGCCUUCUGGGUAACAUGAGCCACAACCAGCUCAUGCAGCUCAUUGGACCAACUGGACUGGGAGGCAUCGGUGGUCUUGGAGCAUUAGCUGGACCAGGAUUGGCUAACCUCCUCGGCAGCAGCAGCGUUCCUGCAGCCAGUAACUCCUCCACAAGUCCGUCCACCGCCGUCACCCCCACCUCCACCUCCACUGUGAGUCGGCUCGGCUCCUCCCAGGUGCCCACCACUCCCAUCACUCCCUCCGCCACCUCGGCCGCCUCCCCCACAGCCACCACCCCCUCCACCCCUGCCGCCACGUCCAUGGCAGCAGCAGGCGCCAACCCCACACAGCCCAUCCAGCUGAGAGACCUGCAGAGCAUCCUGGCCACCAUGAAUGUGCCCGCCAGCAGCCAGGGAGUGGACCUGGCGAGCGUCCUGACGCCUGAGAUCAUGGCUCCCAUCCUGGCAAACCCUGAGGUGCAGCAGAGGCUCAUGCCCUACCUGCCGUCUGGGGAGUCGCUGCCUCAGAGCACAGAAGAGCUCAACAACACGCUCAGCUCGCCCCAGUUCCAGCAGGCUAUGAGCAUGUUCAGCAGCGCUCUGGCAUCCGGGCAGUUGGGGCCUUUAAUGAACCAGUUCGGUUUGCCAGCAGAGGCUGUGGACGCUGCCAACAAAGGAGAUGUGGAGGCUUUUGCAAAAGCCAUGGAGACAGAGACGAAGUCAGACCAAGACGGAGACACCAAAGACAAAAAAAGAUGACGAUGAGGAUAUGAGUUUGGACUAAGAACUGUACUGAUUAAUGUGAUAUUAAUUUAUUAGCUGCUUCUGCCGUUUUGUAACUAUUACACAUAGAUAAUUAUUGAAUAUGGUAGAAACUGUGACUAAGGCCUCGUCUCAGCUGAUUGUGCCGUGUUCAUCCACCAGUGUGUUGACUUAAUAUACUCAGUUUCCUGGAGCUUCUCCAUUAGAUUAAACUGAAUGAACACGUCUUCUGCCUGCAUGUCGGCUUCCCGCCCAUUGAGUCCCAACACUAGGGAACAGUAAAAUGAGCAGAACCUUA
Sphaeramia orbicularis (orbiculate cardinalfish) is the source of this 1673-nucleotide messenger RNA. RefSeq names its product proteasomal ubiquitin receptor ADRM1-like. Bases 167 to 1372 code for a protein of 401 amino acids. The transcript is spliced from 10 exons. The record is from RefSeq and is a predicted model, not a curated record. NCBI's taxonomy places the organism in Eukaryota, Metazoa, Chordata, Actinopteri, Kurtiformes, Apogonidae. Gene Ontology annotation, cellular component: nucleus; cytoplasm; proteasome regulatory particle, lid subcomplex. Gene Ontology annotation, molecular function: proteasome binding; endopeptidase activator activity.